AUGCCCCAGCGCUACCUCUCCCCCAUCUUCGGCUCUUCUUUGUGGUUGGCAUCCAUUGCGUUGAUGGUGCAGCCCUUGAUAUCCACAGCUGCUACCUACAGGAGACCUGUAUCGGGAGGGAAACGACGGGGGUUUAUGGAAAGAACGCUAAUUCUCCUAGACGUGAACACUCGGAGUCCGGUUAAGAUUCUAAAUGAAAACUUCCUCUCCUUACAGUUGGACCCUUCUAUCAUUAAAGACGGGUGGCUGGACUUCUUAAGCUCCAAACGCCUGGUGACGCUCGCGCGGGGACUCUCUCCAGCCUACCUGAGGUUUGGAGGCAAGAGGACUGACUUUCUUCAGUUCCACAACCUGAAGAAUUUGGCCAAAUUCAGAGGGCCAGGCCCAGACUACUACCUGAAGAACUAUGAAGAUGAUAUCGUGCGGAGCGACAUAGCCCUGGACAAGCAGAAGGGGUGCAAGCUGGCAAACCACCCCGAGAUGAUGCUGGAGCUGCAGCGAGAGAAGGCUGCCCAGAUGCAGCUGGUCCUCCUGAAGGAGCAGCUCUCCAACAUCUACAGCAACAUCACGAUAACAGCCAGGUCUUUAGACAAACUCUAUAACUUUGCCGACUGUGCUGGCCUGCACUUGAUCUUCGGGCUCAACGCCUUGCACCGCAAUCCUGACUACUCAUGGAAUGGCUCCAGUGCACUCAGCUUGCUCAAGUACAGUGCCGGCAAGAAAUACAACAUCUCUUGGGAGCUGGGGAAUGAGCCCAACAGUUACCGCACCAUGGUGGCGCGCACCCUCAACAGCAGCCAGCUGGCACAGGACUACAUCCAGCUGCGGACGCUGCUGCAGUCAGUGCGUUUCUACAGCCGCGCUAGCCUCUAUGGGCCCAACAUCGGACGCCCCCGGAAAAACGCCAUCCUGCUGCUAGAGGGGUUCAUGAAGAAUGCUGGCUCUAUUGUUGAUGCAGUUACGUGGCAACAUUACUUCAUUGAUGGCCGGGUGGCAAAGGUGGAGGACUUCAUGAAGACACGACUGCUAGACACACUGACAGAGCAGAUCACCAAAGUGCUGAAGGUUGUGAAGACGCACGCCCCUGGUAAGAAGGUCUGGUUGGGCGGAGUAGGGCCGGCAUGGGCAGGGGGCACCAAUAAUCUGUCAGACACUUACGCUGCUGGAUUUCUAUGGCUGAAUACACUGGGCAUGUCUGCCAUGCAGGGUAUCGACGUUGUCCUUCGACACUCUUUCUUUGACUAUGGCUACAACCAUCUCGUGGACCAGCAUUUCAACCCUUUACCUGACUACUGGCUUUCCCUGCUCUUCAAACGCCUGGUGGGUCCCCGGGUCCUAGCUGUGCAUGUGGCUGGUCUGCAGAGAAAGCCACGGCCGGGCCGAGUGAUCCGAGACAAGCUGCGCAUAUACGCACACUGCACAAGCUUCCAUAAUCAUAAUUAUGUGCGAGGAUCCAUAACCAUCUACAUAAUAAAUCUCCACCGGUCAAGGAAGAAAAUCAAGCUAGCUGGGACUUUACGCAACAAAACAGUCCAUCAGUACCUGUUGCAGCCCCUGGGAGCAGAUGGACUCCAGGCCAAGUCUGUGCAGCUAAAUGGGGAGCCCCUGGUCAUGGUGGACGACGAGACAUUCCCGGAGCUGAAGCCGAGGACGCUGCGAGCUGGGAGGACAAUAGCCAUGCCCCCCAUGGCCAUCGGCUUCUACGUCAUCAAGAACAUCAACGCCUAUGCCUGCCGCAGAUAA
Molecule: messenger RNA, 1743 nt
Organism: Megalops cyprinoides (Indo-Pacific tarpon)
Lineage: Eukaryota; Metazoa; Chordata; Actinopteri; Elopiformes; Megalopidae
Gene: hpse2
Product: heparanase 2
Exons: 12
Coding region: 1-1743 (580 amino acids)
Cellular component (GO): membrane; extracellular matrix
Molecular function (GO): hydrolase activity, acting on glycosyl bonds
Source: RefSeq, a predicted model, not a curated record